CGCUCUACCCGCUGGGCGUCUGCGGCAACCACGAGCUCCAGGAGGUCGCGAACUUCAUCCAGCGGCGUCGUGUGCAUGCUGGGCUCCAUGAUGAUGCUGGACCACCGCGCGCUGCGGUGCCCGCUCAACCAGUCCCACGACACGGAGCUGGCCCUCUUCCUCCGCCUGCACGUCAAGUUCACCGCGCCGCUGAACCCGAUGCCGAUGGUGUCGCUGACGUUCUCCUGCAUGACCUACGCCGCGUUCCUGGAGCCGCCGCCGACCCUGAAGCAGCCGAACAUACCACUACAGCUGCCGAAGUCUCUCUUCAACCUGCUGACGCUGGUGCUAACCCCGCUGGUGUCGUUCUGCACGCUCUACCUGUUCUACGUUCCGACGUUCGCGCCGCUGGAGUCGUUGCCGAUCCUCUGCAUGACCUCCAAACCAAUCAAGUGGCCGAUUCUGAAGCUGGCCGUGCUGGUGUCGCCAGUGCCGGUGCUCUGCACGCUCUCCCGGCUCAGAGAUCUGAAAAUCGUGUCGCUGGUGAUAUCCUCGCUGGCGUCAGUCUGCAUGUCGCCGCCGUGGGUGGCGAUAGUCUUCCUCCCACUGCUGCCGAUGCUGCUGGCGUUCUGCGCGCUCUUCGUGCCCGAACUUCUGACGGUGCGAUCGAUCCUGACCAAGACGUUCCGCGAGUGGUGGCGAGCCAUGCGGCGCGCCGUCCUGAAGGACAACAGGCUGUUCUACCGCUGCUUCGACGCGUGGGUCCCCGUCCUGAAGAUCACGACCUGCAUGAUGCCGCUGCUGGUGGCGAACAACCUCAUCAUCCCGAACACGUUCCACCUCACGCUGCCGCUGGUGGCGCAUGUCCCCGUCCCGAAGAACACGUCAUGCACGAUGCUGCCGAUGGCGGCGACCGAGUCCCGCAUGCCGCCGCCGAUGGUGGCGAACGUCCCCGACUUGAAGAUCACGGUCUGCAUGUUACUGCCGCUGGUGGCGUACGACCCCGACUGGAAGUUCACGUCCUGCAUGAUGCUGGCGAUGGCGGCGCUCUAG
This is a messenger RNA of Prorocentrum cordatum, 1032 nucleotides long. The record is from the annotation of a GenBank genome assembly. Lineage: Eukaryota; Dinophyceae; Prorocentrales; Prorocentraceae.